Molecule: messenger RNA, 5734 nt
Organism: Oncorhynchus mykiss (rainbow trout)
Lineage: Eukaryota; Metazoa; Chordata; Actinopteri; Salmoniformes; Salmonidae
Product: high-affinity choline transporter 1-like
Biological process (GO): transmembrane transport; neuromuscular synaptic transmission; acetylcholine biosynthetic process
Cellular component (GO): perikaryon; synapse; axon
Molecular function (GO): choline:sodium symporter activity
Source: RefSeq, a predicted model, not a curated record
CACACGGGUGGCGUGGAUUACGUUGAGUUCUAAGAUUUUUCAAACCAGGAUCUUACCCAUUAUUCUCUGGAAAUCCAGUUGGUCGCUCUUUUGCAACCACCGCCCGAGGUCCAUUUAAGAGCCAACUAUAAAGGUCUCAAUGAAACGCCGUUCCUCACGCAGAGACUGAUCACGGCAGUGGAAGAGGAUGGCCGUCCACGCUGAGGGGAUCGUGGCUAUAGUGAUCUUCUACUUGCUUAUUCUGGCCGUGGGGAUAUGGGCCGCGUGGAAGAACAAAAAUUCAGGGGUGUCGGAGGGCCAGGACCGCAGUGAAACCAUCAUGGUGGGCGGGAGGGACAUUGGGUUGUUCGUCGGUGGAUUCACCAUGACGGCUACAUGGGUGGGCGGAGGCUACAUCAACGGGACGGCAGAGUAUGUCUACCUGCCUGACUACGGCCUUGCCUGGGCACAAGCUCCCUUUGGAUAUGCCCUCAGUCUGGUAGUAGGUGGCCUGUUCUUUGCCAAGCCCAUGCGCUCCAGAGGUUACGUCACCAUGCUGGACCCGUUCCAGCAGAUAUAUGGGAAGCGCAUGGGGGGGCUGCUCUUCAUUCCCGCGCUCAUGGGGGAGAUCUUCUGGUCUGCCGCCAUCUUGUCAGCCCUGGGAGCUACUCUGAGUGUGAUUGUGGACAUUGACAUCAACAUGUCGGUGGUGAUCUCAGCCCUGAUAGCCAUCUUCUACACCCUGGUAGGAGGCCUGUACUCUGUGGCCUACACUGACGUGGUGCAGCUCUUCUGUAUCUUCCUGGGACUGUGGGUCAGUGUGCCGUUUGCCCUGUCCAACCCAGCGGUGUCAAGCAUCAGUGUGACAGCUAAAGAGGCUGUGUACCAGACACCCUGGCUGGGUAAGAUAGACUCAGCAGACACCUGGAUGUGGAUCGACAACUUCUGUCUUCUGAUGUUGGGGGGGAUUCCGUGGCAGGUGUAUUUUCAACGGGUUCUCUCUGCCUCUUCAGCUACGUACGCCCAGGUUCUGUCCUUCAUCGCUGCCGCUGGUUGCCUGGUCAUGGCUGUCCCCUCCGUCCUCAUAGGAGCGAUAGGGGCCUCCACAGACUGGAACCAGACUACAUACGGGGCAAUUCCUCCCAAAGAGAAGGACCAAUCAGAUAUGAUCCUGCCCAUCGUGCUGCAGCACCUGUGCCCACCCUGGAUCUCCUUCUUUGGUCUGGGGGCGGUGUCUGCCGCUGUGAUGUCAUCAGCGGACUCCUCCAUCCUUUCAGCCAGUUCAAUGUUCGCCAGAAACAUCUACAAGCUGGCCUUCAGACAGUCUGCAACAGACCGUGAGAUCGUGUGGGUGAUGCGUAUCACCAUCUUUGUGUUUGGAGCUCUGGCCACGGCCAUGGCGUUGCUCACAGGGACAGUGUACGGCCUGUGGUACCUGAGCUCCGACCUGGUCUAUGUUAUCAUCUUCCCCCAGCUGCUCAGCGUGCUCUUCAUCAAAGGAACCAACACGUACGGCUCGGUGGCCGGCUACAUCUUCGGUCUGCUGCUGCGUAUCGGGGGAGGGGAGCCCUACCUCAAACUACCCCCCUUUAUCUACUACCCCGGGUGGGUGCAACAGGAAAAGAUCCACCACCUGACUGGAGACGUGGAGUACUUCAUCCAGCAACGCUUCCCCUUUAAAACGGUCUCCAUGCUGGCCUCCUUCCUGGGUAACGUGGCCUUCUCCUACCUGCUCAAGUACCUGUUUGAGUCUGGGACUCUGUCUCAUAAGUAUGACUUCAUGGAUGCUGUGGUGUCCAAACACAGUAAGGAGAUCAUGGACAAGACCACGUUGGUCAGUAACGACAACAUCAUCCUGUCGGAGAUGGCGCCGGUCAAAACGCACCUCAGCACCUCACUGGCCGGGGCGUUUACAAACACAGAGGCUCUCAGUGAUGACGAGGAGUCCAGCCCCGAGUCCUUAAACAACGACCAGGAGUAGAGACCAGGACCCAAAGCCCAGGACCCAGAGCCAGACCUAGACCCAGAACUGACUAGAACCAGCCCUCCUGGGUACCUACCCUCCUGCAGAAUUUUGCUGCAGCCUUGCUCUAACAUACCUGACGCUACUAAUCAGCAUCUUUAAUAGCUCAACCAGGUGUGCUACAGUAGGGCUGGAGCAAAAGCCUGCAUACCAAUUGCUCUCCAGCAGAAGGGUUAGCCAGCCCUGAUGUAGAUCCUUGAACCCAGGCCCAGACCAUGUCUGUCCAGCCAUCCAGCCCCGUCGUGUUCUCAUCAUAUCAACCACUGACUGACUCUCUGCGAAUCAGACGCCACGGCCAUUUUAGUUUUCUGUUCUCAGUGCUGCUACAGUAAAUGGAGUCAUUAUAAAGGUAAGGUAAUCAAGGUAUAAAAUAUAACUGUCUGUAUGUGUCAAUAGGGAGCUCUGAGAUGGAUGCCAGCCCAGAGGGUGAUAUAAUGCAAUAUUUAAUUGUGUGUGUGUGUACGUGUGUACGUGCGUGCGUGUGUGCGUGCGUGCGUGAACAAAUUAAUAUCCAUUAGUUAUGUGUCUGAAAUCAGCUUUAGAUUAUUUUAUUUAUUUAUUUAGAUUAUUUCCUAAUUUGCUUAGAAUUAACUUACUAAUACAGCAAUACUGUUUUUAGGGUCCAUGCUUUAAAUAUAUAUGUCAUUACAAAUCAUUCCAAACUGUUGAUUGUUUUUUAUCUUGAUAGCAAAAACACAACAUUUCAGUUUGUUUUUAUGUUGUGUGCUCAUAAUCUAAUUUCCACACAAUAAGCUGGUACAGUUCAGAAUACUCAGUGUUAACAAUAUUUGCAUAGUAACCGGAUUUGAACAGAGCUGAGAAGGGAAACUCCUAUUCCAUGUUGUCCAUGUCCCAAAAUCCUCCUCUCUGCAGGUGGAGAGGUUCAAUACUGUGCUGUUGUGUUGGAGCGGAACACUUGCUAUAUUUCACAGUCUUACAUCACAUUUUUACUGAGAAACUACCGUGUGUCAGCAAUAUAGGUGACAAGACAUACAAAUACUGUAUUAAUGGCUAUACUGGUUGAAAGUGGACCUAGCUGUGGUUUUCAUCCAUCUGCAUUAGAAAUGACACCAUAUUCCCUAUAUAGUGCACUACUUUUGGCCAGAGCCACAUAAGGUUAGGUAGUGUGCAAUAUAGGAAAUAGGGUACCAUUUGAGAUGGGCCCUAUAAUCGUUUGUUACCUUCUCUAAACUGUUAUUGAGUGCAGAGCAGCAGCAGAGCGGCAGAGGGGUUGGGGAGGCUGAGAUUGCUCCUCCAGGGAUCGUAUCAAUAACCCGUUUGCACGAACGAUUCGAUUCUUCUCCGUCCGUCUGCCCCAAGAACAUUUGAUUGGUGUUCCAAGCUGGUUAUGAGCUGAGACAGGGAAAGAACAGCACUGGUUGUUUUGGUAUCAGUGGUUGUAUUGAUUGGAAGCUGAGCAGGUCCUAUGCUGAGUGAAUGAUAGGUGAACGCUGACAGGGCCCGGCUCUAGCCUUUUGGGGAGCCCAUGUUUUAUGUUUUAAACUUCAUUUCCUGAGAUUCUACAGGAAGUGUAGUGAAAAUGUUCCAAUUUAUAACACAUUUCAUGCAAUAGUACACAUUUUGCCGUGAGGCAGAGAGAUUGUUUUGCAGUUCUACUGCAAUUUUAUCCAUUUUUACCAUGGGGUGGAAAGAUAUUUUUGCAGUUUUAAAGCAAAUUUCCUGCAAUUCUACACAUUUUGUAAUGAAUUAUGCCAUGUUAAUAUGAUAUCUCACUGAGAAUGCCAAACAAAAUCAAUGGGGGCCUGCUGGAGGUCAGGUCCCCUGGGCAUUUGGUAUUCGGCCAUGAUUACUACAAGUUUAGAUAGCUGACGAGUUUAACUACCACUCUAAAAAUUGUUAGCUGACAUGGCUAACUGAGUGGCUGUCAGUAGCUAGGUUUCCAUCCAAUUUCGACAGAUUUUCAUGCAGAUAUUCUAAAACCUGCAUAAAAUAAUAUGCUUAUUUUGCACCAGAGAUGUGUUUCCAUUAAACUUACUUUUUGCCUUUAAAAUACUGUGCGUGACGUAAUGUAGAUGGAAAUAACUUUUGUGGUUCAAUUUCCAUUUAACAGUACCAAAUGAAAAAUAAGAGUUAGAUGGGUUUCAAUCACAUUUUCAGCUCUACUGAUGGUCUUGUCACAAAACCUUUUGAGUUAUAUAAUGUAUUCACUCUGGUCUUGUCACGAAACCUUUUGAGUUAUAUAAUGUAUUCACUCUGGUCUUGUCACGAAACCUUUUGAGUUAUAUAAUGUAUUCACUCUGGUCUUGUCACGAAACCUUUUGAGUUAUAUAAUGUAUUCACUCUGGUCUUGUCACGAAACCUUUUGAGUUAUAUAAUGUAUUCACUCCGGUCUUGGCACGUGUGCUCUAGCCAACAGCUGGCAGAUACAGUGCAGGUAGAUUACCUAUGUUAUGAGAUUAUUAUGGAUAAGAGUGUGUUUUUCAAACGGCAGCCAGGAAUCGAUCAUGUCACCAGAAGAAGACCCUCAAUAUUUUUUGGAAAGGAGCAUCAAAUUCAUCACCUUGCACAUUCACCCACUGUGUGAAGUUCAUCAUAACUUAUUUCAACUGCAGCCUAAUAAACUGCAUGAUUUUCCGAGUCGUAGUGGGAGGACCACACAAUAUAUCAUUGCAUCACUCCAAGUUUACUUCGAUAGGAUGGUUAUUAUACCAAUAUUUGCGCAUAAAGGCGCUUCCACUACCAUUUCUCACAUAAUUCAUUUUACAGACACAAGAAGAUCACACCAUGUUGAACCAACAUUGUCUGUUGGCAUUUAUAAAAUUGUAUCGGCAUUUCUUGUUUCCAUCAGCCCAGUCGUGACUUGUUUAUGCGUCAGGUAAUUGAUGCUCAUGAAAUGGCUGGAUGGAAACGUAGUCAGUGAACUGACACAAGAAGAAAAAACUGCUGAUACACAACCACAUUUCUAAAUCGCACCUGGUGUAUUAUACUAUUCUAACUGUCAACAGUAAGUUGAGACCCUGACCGACUUCCUUUUUAAGACAUUUGUGGGGAGACCCCCUAGCAGCCAGGGGCCCUAAGCUUAUGUCUCUUAUGCCUCGAACCAGCCCUAAACGCUGAGGAAGGUCUGUUGACCAAUAGGUUGGUCAGAGAAAACAUGUCAAAAUGCAGAUUUGAGAUGAUGAUGGGAAAUUUGGUUGUUGUUUCGAUGUUGUUGAGUAUUUCUAUUCUCUGCUUCACUCCUCUCAAAUAGUAUUUGUUAGUAAACAUUUGCUGGUCUUAAUAUAUCAUUUUAAUCUGUUUGAAUUAUGGCCUUAAUUUGGGUAGUAUUGGGAGCUGGUCUGAUGCUAUGCAAAGUGUCAGAGUGGACUUGUGUGUCAGGCAGUCUGUUUAGAAUGUAAUGUGAAUGUAAAGUUUCCUCUCCUUCAACCAGGAGACCAGGCUUCAUGCUGUCUUAUGUGCUACAGUAUCACUGGAAAACCAAAUCAAAAUGAAAGAAUAAAAAACAUAAUCACAUCAGUUGCUCGGCUGGCUAUACUAAAUGUGCUUCUAUGUCGUAAAUGGAAAUAUAUAUUUAUGUGUGAUACAUGUAUAUACCAACAAAGUCAGCAUAUGAACAAAUGGAAUAUACGUUUCAAUGCAACGUUAUCAAUUAUUUAUCCGUUUAGUGAGGUGAAAUUACAGCUACAUAAUUAUUCAUUUAUUUAUGCAGUGUCUAUAAAAUUAUGGUGAUUAAAAUGUGAGGUAAAUAAAUGAUAUUAUUUAGCACAUUGA